Messenger RNA from Zea mays, 925 nucleotides. RefSeq lists its product as uncharacterized. Lineage: Eukaryota; Viridiplantae; Streptophyta; Magnoliopsida; Poales; Poaceae. The coding region runs from base 192 to 644 and encodes 150 amino acids. The transcript is spliced from 4 exons. Gene Ontology annotation, biological process: chloroplast organization; thylakoid membrane organization. Gene Ontology annotation, cellular component: chloroplast. The record is from RefSeq and is marked validated.
GGAUAAGCCCCUUCCUCAGCCGCUCGUUGCUUCUCAGUCCGACAGAACAGCACGUGAAAGCCCAGGCCUCCCUCCCUCCCUCUCCCCACCUGCUGGAAUCCGCGGCCGCUGCCUGCAAGGGUGACCUUGCUUGAGCCCGUCUUCCUUCUUCCUCAGCUAGGCACCCGUGCCCAUCUUCAGUCCACCUAGCCAUGCCUACGACGAUGGCGGCGGCGGCGGCAGCGUCUGCUCCAAGCUCGCUCCGCGUUUCGCGCCAGGGGACGAUCGGGGGAGGCCAUGUCCUCUACAGCAGGUCUCAGAGGGCUGCCACUGUCUCCGCCAGAGCUUCCAUGAACAUAACGUGCUGCGCGAACCAGACGCAGACGGCGCAGCGCAAGUCGUAUUCGGGGACGACCUCUCCGCCGUCAGGUUCAGUGAAAGAGAAGGUGAAGCCGAGGCUCGACGACGGGGGCGUCGGGUUUCCGCCGUUCCGGUUCGGGGGAGGCGGAGGAGGAGGCGGCGGCGGCGGCAGCAGCUCGUCCGGCGGGUUCAUCCUCUUCGUGGUCGUCCUGCUCCUGGAUUACCUCAAGGAGUUCGAGAGGAACCUGCAGAACGGGCCACGGAGGAGCGGCGGUGGCUACGACGACGGGCUGGCGCCACAGUAGAUUCCUCUCUCUUUCUCGGUGUGUGGUUUGAAUUUUGGAAGAGAACGUGUGCUACGACUCUACACGACCAUGUGUUGCAGAGAUGCUUCGGUGUUCGUUGGUGUGAUCUCUCUCUCUCUUUUUUUUUUUUCCUACAAAAGACAGUUUUUCUCGAGGGCUCAUGUGAGGACUAGAAAUUUUAGCCAGUCGAACGAAUGCCUUGAGAUCACACAAUGAAACUCAUUGGCGCUUCGAAAGUUUGAAUAAAUUUCAAAGAAUCUCCUCAGUCCCUGUUUGGAUAA